AGUUCACAAAACUUGAACCUUUACCAUGCAUUUAAUAAUCUUUCUAUGCUCAUUUGUUAUUAUUCCUUGGAAGGCCGAGGGAGCAAUUGGUGCAAGUAUUAAAAAAAAGCUGCAUAGCGAUGCAUACGUUUCAGAAAACAUUUGAUACUUUGAAACGAUACGUGAUGGAGCUCAAAAACGAAAUGAAUCUUCUAAAAUCAGAUCUUGACAGAGCUAUUGAGCACACAUGGGGACCGUUGGGGACCUUUGGUAAUGGAAAUUCGCAUUUAUUUCAUCUGACGUAUUGUAACUUGGAAGAAUCCGUAGGAGAUAUGUGUAUAUUUACUCCUAAAUAUUUCGUGAUUUCACAUGCUGUCCCAGAUCACACAUACGGCUCAAAGGAAGGACACGUAUUUUACGACUCCCAAUAUACAUAUGUAUCUACGUUGACGUCAUCAGUAUUUCAACCAGCAGAUCACUAUUGCAUCAGAUUUUACUUCAAGCUUAAUGGAGUAACUCCUACUGGUUCAAUCAAGCUAUAUUUACAGGUCGGAGAUCAGCCUGGCUACCCUUUCCAUACUAUUCCGAGUGCAAACCUUCCAGCAAAGAAAUGGAUCCUCGCUGAAGCUAGUCCAGAUCAGGAAUAUUUACAAUAUCCAUUUAAGAUAAUUUUGGAAAACACCAUCAGAACUUAUACAUAUUUUGACGAUUUUAUGGUAUAUAACGUUCCCUGCAAUACAGAUGGUAUACAUAGUCCAGUGUGUCCUUUUGGAUCAUUUAUAAGAAAAGAGGGCACUAUCGUCAGCUGUUAUACUUUCCAUCCCGAGCCUCUUGUCUAUUUUGAUGCUAUUAAAUCUUGUAAGCGUGUGUGGCCUGGUGCAUCUCUACUUCAGAUUGAAGAGGCAUCUGAGCAAACAUUUAUUACUCACCAAAUCAAUAAUUCAACAGACAUGACGUAUGCUGCCGACUUUGGAAUCUGGCUCGGUGGAAACGACAUCGAUACCGAACAUACCUUUGUCUGGAUUGGCAACGAGAAUCCUGUUCCUUUUAAUUUUACAAAUUGGCACCAAGGACAACCCAACAACAUGAAUGGCGACCAAGACUGUGUAAUGCUUCAGUACAAGACCAGCAGCUUUGACUACGAGUGGGGAGACGUUGGAUGUCAAGAGAGGCACUCUUUCAUUUGUGAGAUGACGUACGACGCUAGACACGCCCCCAGUCAUCACUAUGCGAACACAGUGAUUGGCUAGACCAAAGUGACAAUGGUUUCUUAUGAAUUUUUAUCGGCCGGAAAGUCAAUGAUUUGUCUCUGAAUGAAUAUUUAAAGAUAUACUCUGUAAAUUCAACUAUGAUCUUUCGCUUGUCAUUUAUUUGCAAUCAAAUAAACUGAAAAACGAA
This is a messenger RNA of Ostrea edulis (European flat oyster), 1377 nucleotides long. RefSeq lists its product as uncharacterized. Lineage: Eukaryota; Metazoa; Mollusca; Bivalvia; Ostreida; Ostreidae. Gene Ontology annotation, cellular component: membrane. Bases 120 to 1229 code for a protein of 369 amino acids. The record is from RefSeq and is a predicted model, not a curated record. Gene Ontology annotation, molecular function: signaling receptor activity. The transcript is spliced from 7 exons.